AGAGGCGGUUUCCUGCUUCCCAGCUCCGAACAGCUGGCGGGGUUUGAAAGGGUGCGUGUGUCAGCCCAGCGCAGCCAGCCCAGCCUCCGACCGAGGGUCUCUGGACAAGGCGACAAGGAGCCCCCGGCGUGCAGCGAGCGAGGCUGGGGCGGAGGCGCUGGCUGCUGCCCCCCGGGCCAGGGGAGGCUCCGGCUGAGCCCGGCGGCGCGGCGCCCCGGGAGCUGCUCCGCGGAGGACGGGCUGGGCGCGUAGCGAGGCGGGAGCAGCCCGGGUGCAUGCGGCCGGCGCCGCGGCGGGGCAGCCCGGGAUGAGCGGCGGGGAAGUGGUGUGCGCCGGCUGGCUGCGCAAGUCGCCCCCGGAGAAGAAGUUGAGACGAUACGCAUGGAAGAAACGUUGGUUCAUCUUGCGCAGCGGUCGGAUGAGCGGUGACCCGGACGUCCUGGAGUACUACAAGAAUGACCACUCCAAGAAGCCUCUGCGUGUGAUCAACCUCAACUUCUGUGAGCAGGUGGAUGCAGGGCUGACCUUCAACAAGAAGGAGCUGCAGGACAGCUACGUCUUCGACAUCAAGACCAGCGACAGGACUUUCUACCUGGUGGCCGAGACGGAGGAGGACAUGAACAAGUGGGUUCGCAGUAUCUGCCAGAUCUGUGGCUUCAACCAGUCUGAGGAGAACGCAGACACUCUGAGGAACAUUCCCUUGGUGAGCCAUGGUCCCCGCUCCUCCCCAGCAGAGCUAAACAGCUCCAACCACCACCUGCUCAGAGAACGCAAGUCAUCAGCUCCUGCCCACUCCAGCCAACCUACCUUGUUCACUUUCGAUUCACCUGCCAACCACGUCCAGACCACCUUGUCUGCCAGCGCCCCACAGGACUAUCUCUUCCUGCACCAGUGUAUGAGCCGAAAAUCAGAAAAUACAAGGAGCGCCAGUUUCUCCCAAGCCACAAGGUCCUCGUUCUUCAUGAGGAGUGACACGGCCGUUCAGAAGCUCUCCCAGGGCAACGGACACUGUGUGAACGGGGUCGGCGGGCAAGUCCACGGAUUCUACAGCUUGCCGAAGCCCAGCAGGCACAAUUCGGCGCUCAGGGACAGUGCCUAUGACCUCCCGCGGAGCUUUGGCUCUUACACUCACACCAAAGCCAGCCUCACGGGCUCUGACACGGAUAGCGAGGAGGUCUAUACCUUUAAGACUCCCAACAACACCCUGUGCAAGGAGUUUGGGGAGCUCUCUACGGACUCCUAUGACAUCCCCGUCACCCCUCUCUCUGUAUACCAGAUCCCAAGGACAUUCACGCUGGACAAGAACCACAACACGCUGGCCGUGGCCUCUAGUGAUUCACCCGCUGCUCCCCCACCCCGGCCCCCUAAACCAGGGCAGAUGGAGUCACGGUGGGGCAGCCCCCAGCAGCACCCUCCGAAUGGUGAAAGCAUAGGUAUGGUCUCCGUGGCGGCUACCAUUCCCAGGAGGAACACGUUACCAGCUGUGGAGAACAGCAGACUACAUCGAGCUUCUUCUUGUGAGACUUAUGAAUACCCCCAGCAUGGUGGCAGCAGCGCAGUUCAGUCAGCAGACUCUGUGAAUGAUGGGUUCAACUCAUAUCUGCAAGCCAGAGCCGCAGUGGCUCGCUCCCACAGUGCUGACUCCGAGGACAAUUAUGUCCCAAUGAACCCAGGCUCCUCGUCCCUGCUGAACAUGGAGAAAGCCAAUGACAAUUCCCAGAAUCUCUACAUCCCCAUGAGCCCUGGUCCGCACCACUUUGACCUCCUGGGAUUGUCCUCGACGACCCUCCCAGUCCAUAAAGGAGGAGCCAUUUCCCAGUGCCACAGGCGGCUGAGCGAAAUCCAGCCUCCACCGGUCAACCGCAACCUCAAACCCGACCGGAAAGCAGACUGGAAUUCAGAGCACCUUGGAAAGUCUCCUGGUUUCUCACACAUUCAGAUGGAAGCUGCUGCCCAGUGCGGUGGGGAUGAAAUGCAGGAAUCGCUGGCAAAGCCAACGCCUCUGGACCUCAGGAACAACACGGUCAUCGAUGAGCUUCCCUUCAAAUCGCCGGUCACCAAAUCUUGGUCCAGACCAACCCAGACUUUCAACUCCAGCGCCUCACAAUACUGCCGCCCAGUCUCCACCCAGAGCAUCACCAGCACUGACUCGGGAGACAGCGAGGAAAACUACGUGGCCAUGCAAAAUCCUGUUUCUGCUUCUCCGGUUCCUAGUGGCACCAACAGCCCAGCAGCAAAAAAGAGUUCGGGGAGUGUGGAUUAUCUAGCCCUGGACUUCCAGCCAAACUCACCUGGGCCACACAGAAAGCCCUCCACAUCGUCAGUCGCCUCAGACGAGAAGGUCGAUUAUGUGCAGGUUGACAAAGAGAAGACACAAGCCCUGCAGAACACCAUGCAGGAGUGGACCGACGUCCGGCAAUCAGCAGAGCCCGUUAAGAGCAUGAAGCAGUAAUGGACGGGGCAGAUGGGGACAGCCAUCCAGACAGGCAAAUGUCCGACGGGUUUUCCCAGGCUGGGGUUCCCCUGGGUAUGCGAGCUCACUUUGGGGUUGCAUUGCUACAGUACUGUUGUUUGGGUCUUUUUUUUUAAAAGAAACUUCAUUUCAGGGGAAGACUUGGCAGAUAUUGUUUGCCAGUGACAAAGACCAACUACUUGCAGUGGCUGGGUUUGUGCUAUUACUUUAGCUGCUGGAUAUACUGUUCAGGAACUUAAAACUUAGCAAUACUGGGGUCACAAGUGCCCUGCAUGUCUUUUGCUUACAGCUGUUAUUAAAGCCACCUUGUACUUGCUAACACUGUAGUAUCUCUCUCAGUCUUCUUCUGUACUGUACACCUGAACUGUGCCGAAUGUAUACUGGUUUGGUGGCAUCCUUUACAGGACACGGAUUCCCGCUCCAUACCGUAUGGUGGUCCUGACCUCUUCAACCUCUUCAAAAAAUGGGCAACUGCCAGUUCUAAUAUGUACUUGUUUUAUUAUCAAAUCGCUUGUCAAUAACGACUGACAUGCCUUUGUAACCUGCAGGGGGCGCUUCUCCAUCAGGCGGCAUGGCUUGUGUGCCAAUACCUGUAGCUUGCAAAGCGCCCAGACUGACCGACGGGUUGAGACAACCUUAGACCUCCAGGGCUGACCUCUCCUCCCCCCCAGCACACACAUAAUGUAUCAAACAGCAAGAGGUGCCUCUACUUUUUAAAUGGGUGUUGGUGGAAUGGGGGUGGGGGGUUCAAAGCUCCCCAAAAUGAAAGGGCUGGCAGGAUCGGCCUUGUGAAAGCAGAAUUCAAGGGCUAGAGGCUUGAACUCAAUGGGAAUCCUUUCACUGACUUCAAUAGGCUCUGGAUCCAGCCCUGAGGGCCAACUUCUACUCAGGGCGGCAGCGUUUGCAGCCUCAUUGGGAGACAAUUCUGCCGCCGUUGAAGUCAGCGGAGGCUUUGCCAUUGAUUGCAAUGGGAGCCGGAAAAGGCUCCCCUGAGUCUGAGUGGAGAGUUAGGCCCAUGUGUGACUUGUAUGGCUUCAUGAUGAGUAAGGGGAAUGGGAUGUGGGACUGUCGACAAGGAUCUGGCGAGCGUAGCUACUCUACCAAGGAAGGGGUGGAAUUGUUGAAGAGGCCCAAGGAGGGAGAGCUAGGUGUAAUGCAGUGGAGUUGAGUGAAAGAAAUGUAGGCUACUGGUGAGCUCAUCAGCUGGGGAAUAGUCUCCCACGAGGAGUCAGGGCAGUCCCAUCACUUGAGUGCCCUAAAACUGGCUUAAAUAAAGCAGUGAGGAACGUGCUGUAGGGAACGACUGUGCACUGGGCCCUAAGAACUGACCUGUGCCGCCUUCCCCCAUCUCUAGUUGCCUCAGUCGUGUGGUUUGCACAGUGCGGUGCCUCAACACUACAGUAGUAAUUGGUGUUGAUGAAAUUAACAAUCCUCAGCUCUAAUGAACAAUGAGCACCAAGUAUACAUAGGGUAGUGAGGUCCAGGGUCUUGACUCAUCCGGCACUUUGGGUUCAUCUUCUUCUAAGCCCUUGUCCCUCUGAGAGGAGUGAGAAGGAAGGGAGACCCUAUUGCCUGGAUAAUAAUCUGUAAACACAUGGAUAACAAUCCAUGACCCCGUAACAAUAUGGAGGAACAACAAUCAACGUGUAAUGGUCUGAUUGCCAAACAGAAUGCUAGAAACGUGCUAAGCACUGAUUUGGACAAACAGCAUUGCUGUAAGCUAAGAGUGAACAGAAGGAUAAACCAAGAGGUUAAGAUAAACACAAUGAUUAAAGAACUCAGAAUAUCUAUUCGGCUCCUACUCCCCCCUCCCAUUGGCAACAGGGAUGGAUGACAAAGGGUGAGAUUUUCAAAUGGGCCUAAAUGAGUUAGGCACUAUAGCUGGCCAGAAAAUGGAAAUCCAGUCCCAUGAAAAAGUUCAUUUUUUGUUUUUAUAAUUGUCCUGAAUUGGGAUCAAAAGUCCAAAAUGACAUUUUCACAGGACGGGAUUUUCAGGAAGUCAGAGGGAGAACUGAAAAUGGCGUUUUUUGACUUCCCAGCUGCCCACCCGGGAAGGCUCUUGUAAUUUUCACUUUCUCCCCACAGGCAGAAAGCGAAACAGCAGAAGACUUCCAGGCCAACAGCUGGGGAAAUGACAUUUUGAUUUUUCCAAAUGGAAAAUUGAAAUUUUUUUAGCAAAAUUGAAAUUUUCCCACAGGAAAAAAAAAUUGUGAUUUUGCAAAAUGGGCAUUUUCCAUCAGAAAACCAUUCUGAUGGAAAAUUCCCAACCAGCUCUGCUAGGCACCCAAUGCUCAUUGAAUGUGCUAACUCUGGCUGAGUAACAUGGGGGUGGGGAUGGUCAA
Mauremys reevesii (Reeves's turtle) is the source of this 4815-nucleotide messenger RNA. It is a transcript of the gene GAB2, whose product is annotated as GRB2 associated binding protein 2. NCBI's taxonomy places the organism in Eukaryota, Metazoa, Chordata, Testudines, Geoemydidae. The transcript is spliced from 11 exons. The record is from RefSeq and is a predicted model, not a curated record. Bases 308 to 2452 code for a protein of 714 amino acids.